Hemicordylus capensis (graceful crag lizard) is the source of this 5849-nucleotide messenger RNA. It is a transcript of the gene TESK2, whose product is annotated as testis associated actin remodelling kinase 2. Gene Ontology annotation, molecular function: ATP binding; protein serine/threonine kinase activity. The record is from RefSeq and is a predicted model, not a curated record. The transcript is spliced from 11 exons. Lineage: Eukaryota; Metazoa; Chordata; Lepidosauria; Squamata; Cordylidae. Gene Ontology annotation, cellular component: nucleus; cytoplasm. Bases 517 to 2544 code for a protein of 675 amino acids. Gene Ontology annotation, biological process: protein phosphorylation; actin cytoskeleton organization.
GUGAUUAGCCGUAGUCGCCGCCCAUCAAAUGCGACGCGGUGUCGAUUGGUGGGUGUCGUCGAGGAGAGGCGGGUUUCGUCCCGCUCGGUCUUGUGGUCGCUUCCAGCCAGGCAGGCGGCUCAGUGGGGUCGGUGGCGGCUGCUGAACUGAGUUAGGCGCGCUCCUCCUUCUGGGAGCUGCGGCGGGUAGGAGGGAGGAGGCCGGGGGAAGGGCCUGAGGCUGCUGCGGCCCAGCGAUUGCGUCGCCGUCAAGUUCCAACCCGCGCCCUCUCCAUGUCUCCUUACUCUGCUGCUCGGGCAGCCACCACGGGGCACUAGACCUCUUCCCCGGACAGCCGCGCUUCCAGAGUCCUGGGCGCCGCCUGAGGAGCGCGUGAAUAUGAGCCGUUGCCUGCAGUAUGGGACCGGCCGCCCCUUCUCCUCUUGGAGGCAGUGUCCAGCUAGAGAGAAGGAAAACAAACUGGUCACCUAGGAUGUGAGAAAUCCUCUUUUCUCAAGGAACCAUAUUGUUUGCAAGAUGGAUCGGAGUAAGCGAAAUUCGAUAGCAGGAUUUCCACCACGCUUGGAGCGCGUUGAAGACUUUGAUGGCGGCGGCGGAAGUGAUGGGAGCGUGUCCCAGAUGGGCAGAGUUUGGACUUCUUCAUACAAGGCCUUGAUAAGUGCCUUUUCAAGACUUACACGACUUGAUGACUUUUCCUGUGAGAAAAUAGGAUCUGGUUUUUUCUCUGAAGUGUUCAAGGUGCGGCACAGGGUAUCUGAUCAGGUAAUGGCUUUGAAGAUGAACACAUUAAGCAGCAACCGUGCAAACAUGCUGAAAGAAGUCCAGCUCAUGAACAGACUUUCACAUCCAAACAUAUUAAAGUUUAUGGGCGUCUGUGUACAUCAAGGACAACUGCAUGCACUUACCGAGUAUAUCAACUGUGGUAACCUGGAACAGCUGUUAGACGGUAAUCAGCACCUGCCCUGGACAGUGAGAGUGAAGCUGGCAUUGGACAUUGCUCUGGGACUCAGUUAUCUUCACUAUAAAGGCAUUUUCCACCGGGACCUGACAUCCAAGAACUGUUUAAUAAAGCAUGAUGAGAAUGGAUAUUCUGCUAUAGUUGGCGACUUUGGUUUAGCAGAGAAAAUUCCUGAUUUUAGUGAGAAGCUGCCAGUGGUGGGCUCUCCAUAUUGGAUGGCACCUGAAGUGCUGAGAGACGAGAGAUACAACGAAAAGGCUGAUGUGUUCUCGUAUGGCAUCAUUCUUUGUGAAAUUAUAGCCAGGAUCCAGGCAGAUCCAGACUAUCUCCCUCGCACGGAGAAUUUUGGAUUGGAUUAUGAUGCCUUCCAAAACAUGGUGGGAGACUGUCCACCUAACUUCCUGCAGUUGGCCUUCAACUGCUGCAAUAUGGACCCCAAGCUACGCCCUUCAUUUGCUGACACUGUUAAGACACUGGAGGAGAUACUAAGCCUUUUGAAAAAUGAAGAGGCUGAAAGAGAAAGAAAGCUCUUAAAUCUGGACAGUACAGAGAGAAAACCCAUCUCUGUUUCCAAAGGAUUACUAGAGAGAGGACAAGGAGUCAAGAGGCUAAGUUCAUUGGAUGACAAGAUUCCACCCAAGUCACCCCGUCCACGGCGAAACAUCUGGUUAUCACGCAGUCAGUCAGACAUCUUCUCCCGUAAGCCUUGCCACAAGAUAAAUGUUCAGGACCCCUACUACACACCAAGCAAAGGGUCAAACCGCAAAGUGAACCCUUUCAAUUCUAGAGAAGACUUGAAAGGGGGGAAGAUCAAAUUCUUUGACAUGCCAAGCAAAUCUGUGAUAUCACUUGUAUUUGACUUGCACUCCCCAGAGGCAGAGGGGUGUCUGAAGAUGAGCCAGCCCCUUUUCAGACAGACAUAUAGCACUGAUGGGCAGGAAACAUCAUUCUUUCCUGGGAGACGGAGCAGAUCACUUCCAGUCUCUCCUGAAUUUGUGCAUAAAGAUUAUAGCACAUUUGGGGAUCUCUCUUCAACCAUUGGCAGGUGUGAUCCCAGUCAAUUAGGAGCUGAGGUGCGGCAGAAGCUACUGAGCAGUGGUAAGUACGGUGUGUCUGAGAUUCCUCCUUUUCAAGCUAAACAUCAUAGGCAAGGAUCUCCUCCUCUGCAAGAAGAAGAGAUGGAUUGUUCUGAUGGACUGGAACCCCAAGAUGAAAAUGGGUUAUGUCCUGUAAAAAACACAGCUGAGGAGCCAGAAUUCAGAAAGCCAGAGGGGGAAGCUCUGCAGGACUCUGAAGAUGUGGAGGGAAUCUUGGUACAGAAUUUAGUCGAUUUAGAAGAGGGAUCCUCAGAGGUGUUCAUGAGCUGCACCUCUGAAGACAUGGAGGUAGAAGAUGAAACGCAAAGGAACAUGCCUUCUACCAGACUGGAGGCUUCCAAACUGUUGUUCAGUGUUAAACCUUCUUCACAACCAGGAAAAGAUGCCUCUUUAUUUGAAGCUGUGGAUAGUGACACCUCAGACCUUGUUUUUCUGCCAUCUUCAAAUACACCAGCAUCAGUAAACGAGCAGUCAAAAUGUGACAUCUAAAAGUUCAGCCAUGAUGCCAAGGCAACAAACUCCUCCCAGCUUUGUACAUUUUAACUUCCUGUAUCAAAAUGCUCUAGCAAAAUGUAGCAACUAGACCAGUCUAUUUGGAGGUUCCAAAAUUUGUUUGAGGAGACUUUGCAUGCGUGCAGGAGGGUGUGAGAGAUUCACACUUGGCUUACCUUAGGAGGCAGCUACUGCAGACAUAGGUAGUGAGCCACAUCUCCAUGGGAUCCUAGCCCAUACUUCCUAAAAAAGACUAUGGGAUCCUGUGCCUGCUUGUGCUUAGAAGCCAUUGUUCUGGGGUCUGUGUUUCUGCAUGUGUUGGGUGCACAUAUCUUUAAUUUGGGUCCCACUGAAGGAGUUUUUCCAAGCUUGGCAGCAGCUCCUCCUUUUAAGCUUUUGUAACUUUUACUUUUUCACUAGCAAUGGCUGAGCAAGUAUAAAUGGCUUCUUGUUUGGAGACUUGAAAUUGACAGUACUCUGACACCCCAGAUGGACAGGAGGAAGAUAGUUUCUUCCUCUAAUGCAAUGACAGGUUCAGAAUGCUGGCUUGAAACCCAAAGUUUCCUUGUAUCCCUAGAUCAAGGUCAGACUUGGCUGCAAUAGCUAAGCUUCCUACCUCUUCCAAUCCAGUUUCAAAUACUGGAAGUGAAUAGCUCUAAUUCCUACUUUGGACAUUCCUUGUCCACUUAGGGAAAGUGCUCCUUCUGCUGGCUGCUUUCAGCUGCUGCAGUUUAUUUGCAAGAGGUUAAACCCCACUCUAUUUCCUGGCUUCUCACUCAGCAUGUUGGUCUGAGUUAAUACUUGCUUUGGUCCCACUUGAAGCCCUGACUGAGAGAGGUCCAUAGUAUUUUCCUUCAGGUAAUGUCCCCCACACCCAUGCAGCAAUAGUAGUUGCUGUACAACUAAUGCCUGUUCAGUACAUUUGAAUUUUCUAUACAAAGAGAAUGAACAGCUGGAUGUGUGCAACUAUUUGUAUUCCCUUCCCUUCCUUUCUAUGAUGAAGGAAUUAUGCAUAUGACCAUUCAAAAGUUUGACAUGGGAGAUGUCGGAGUAAGCUAGCCUUUUCCCUGGAAAAACUCUUAAAAUCCAGCUCUGUGUGCAUCUCUUCAUUCAACCUGUCCAUGUGAGUCAGUCAUACUCGGAGCACACUUGUUUAUGUGCGAGGCAAAGGCAAGAUGCAGGUAUCAUACAGCAGAAGUGUGUGCAUAUGGAAACUUGGUCUACGUUUUACAUUUUAUGUAACUUCUAUAACAGCCUCACCAAGGAUUUCCCUUAGUAGAAACAGAAAGGAUAUGCUUGUUAGAUUCUGGCUGCAGAAGUGGCAUAUACAAUCCAUUUUAACCUCUCUGCUGUCUGAACAUCCAGUCUAGCACUGAAUGCUCAGAGGAGGGUUAGUAUGGACUGUAUAAGGGGGAAUCUGAGGUGAGAUGAAGUGAGACAAGGCAACACACACACACACACACACGCACGCACGCACGCACAUACACUACAGGCUGGUGAGAACUCCCCUAUGGGGAGGGAAUAAAAAGCAGUGCUGCCUCCAGAGGGAUGUAAAUUUCCUCUUCCUCUUCUGUCCACCUCACAAACACAGAGUUAAUCUUUGGGAUGUAGGAGCUUUUGACACCCUCAAGUUACUUCCAGAGACAUUGACUCUGAAACCAAUAAUAUCCCCAUAGCAGUCGGCUCUCUUAAAAUGAUCUCUCUUACAGGAUGGGAGAAAGAGAAUUCUCAAAGCUGCUAUUCAAAUGCAUCUAUCUUUUAGUGGAUGGAAAACAGCCAAGCCAGCAAAUGUAUUUAAAUUACCAGGUAACCACUAAGUAAGUGACUGAUGCACACUUUGGAUUUGGUAUCAUUUUGUCUUGUAAGCCAAACAGUUCUUUCUGGAUCGGUGCAAGGAUGGUGAGGCACUUGUUUCUGCCUCAGAAGUCACAGAAGUAAUCUCUGCCUUUAUUGCAAGCUGUAGCCUAUGGUUUGCUGGGUGGACUUCUAUAGCCCUGCAGAUAUUGGGUGUUUUACCUGUGGUCUCACUGUUUUAUGAAAGUGUGUUCUUGGCUCUAGUGUCACACUCUUGAAAAACUGGCCUUUGCUCUCAUCUUCUUUUCUCCUUUGUGUGCUUGCCUGCCUUCACGGAGUAUUUCUGCAAGCAUUCUACCAGAAAUGGUAGUAUUUUGGGGGAGUGUUUAUAUGGCUGCUCUGCAUUUUAGCACAAUGCUGUUGCAAGACUUGUCCCCUAUCCUGACUCAAAGUAUGUAAUCUUCCCAGGCCACAUUGUAAUGAAAAGUAGUUGGCUUUCGAAGGAGCUCAGGUGAAAGCCAAUUCCUUUGUCAUGGUGUGGUUAAAGGCGUAAUGCCCCCUUGUGCAACAUGUGAAGAGUCCCUUGUCCCACAUCCCCCUGGGUAUGCACUGUGCAGUAUAAAAGCCAGUACUGCAGAACAGCUGCUGGCCAUGAGCUCUACUUGAUGCAGAAUAUGGCCAGACAAAUACAGUGCUUUGUACAAACACAAUAGUGGAAUUGUUUGGCUUUUAUCAUGUUUUUUUAUUUGCUGACAAAGAUGCAUCUUACUUUUUAUAAGCUACCUGCAGACAUUUCUAAGAUCUCCAGUCUGUUUUUAAUUCACUCAAACUUUCUUAUUACAUUUAUUAAACAUAUUAGAAGCUAUGCUUGUGGCUGAUUGGUGAAAGAAGACAGUGUGAUGAAAUGUGUGUAACAAAUUGCUGCCCCAGCAGAAGACAGGGGUACAGUAGGUUUAUUCUUGGUUGCUGUAUUUUGUCCAACACUGGUAUUGCUUGCCAGUUUAACUACAGACACUUGAAAAAUUCCUCUUUGCACUUAAUGCUGCUGUUUAUACUGCAUGUCACUACAUUUCUAUGCAAAAAUAAUCUUUGGGGGCAGCCAAAUAUUUGAUGAAGGUAUAAAGAUCUUUACAAGAUCUAUUUUCAUAUUUAUGAAGGAAUUUUAUGUCUUAAUAUUUGUAGUCUGUAAAUAGCUAAACUUUGUCACUAAAGCUUAGGAAAAAGUCUGUAGCCUGUCAUAAUUUAACACUGCCAGAAAAGAAUCUUUGCAAAAACAACUUUUUUCUAAUACUGCAGAUAUUUAUUAAUGUGUAAAGAAAGCAAAUCUUGGUUUUAUGUUGAUUUAUCCUGUCUUGAUUCUAUUUUUGGCCUACAGCAGCAGUAUGUUGUACUGGAAAUGCAAUAAGUAACCAAAGAUAAACGUAGUUUAAACAUGUUCAUAUUUUUUCUUUGUCAGUUUUUGUAAAUGUUCCCCUAUUUGCUUUCAAAAUAAAAACAAAUUAAUUGUC